Ustilaginoidea virens is the source of this 264-nucleotide messenger RNA. RefSeq lists its product as uncharacterized. The coding region runs from base 1 to 264 and encodes 87 amino acids. The record is from RefSeq and is a predicted model, not a curated record. Lineage: Eukaryota; Fungi; Ascomycota; Sordariomycetes; Hypocreales; Clavicipitaceae. The transcript has 2 exons.
AUGUGCCACCGCCCAGCAAGCACGAGCAAUAUUAGCGACAGUAGUAAAACGACAAACGAGCCCGUGGUAUUGACCAGCGGAGGGGUAACGAUUGAAUCAUCCUGUUCUGGCCGUCAAAAGCGAGUGUCAUGGGUCACUCAAGCGCAUCAAGGGAGAAUGGAGAAGGGAGAAAAAGGCGGACAGCAAAAUACAGUCGAUCUGAAUGAAUUCUGUAUCCAUGUCCGUCAAUCAAUGAAGAAUGUCGUCCCUUCGCAUAUGCCAUAA